AUGCACUCGAUACAGCUUUGGCACGAGGAGCGCGAGCAUGAGCAGAACAUCGCGGCGUUUGAGCGGCAUGCGGCGACGUACCGUUGCCACGUGAACGACCGCUGCCACCACCACCAGCCCGCGCUGGGCGGCGAGCAGAGGUGGCCCUUCAGAGGAGCACCCCUGCGGCGCACGCCCGCGGGCGCGGGCGCGGCGGGCGAUGCUGGUUCGGGCUGCGCCGUGGUGUUUGAUCCCAUCCUUUCAGAGGUCAGGGUAGUGGCCUCUGGCUUCGAGGCUGAGCGCCUGGCGGCGGCGGGGGCGCAGCUGCAGCGGCCGUUGAGCGCUCCCCUGCUUCGCCCUGCCAGCCGCGGCGUUGGCAGCUACUCGGCAGCUGCCGCGGCGCGCCUGGAGUACAACCUGCAGCGGCAGCUGCUCCUGGAUGGUCGCUCGGGCGCAGCUGCCGCUGCACGUCCCGCCACAGCGGCCGCCGUGCGCCCGGGCACUGCCGGGCCAUGCGGCGGCGGCCGCGCCAAGGGCUGGGCGGCCGGGGUUCAGGGGCGGUACGAUCCCCUGCGGCACUCAUGGGUUGUGCCGCCCUCCAUGGACGCGACGGCGCAGCAGUACAAGCAGAGGGAGGGGGACAGGCUGCUGGGAAGGAUAGGCAUCAAGUGCGCUGCGCCGCUGCGGACCGACGGGCACGGGGCAGCAGCUGCAGCAGCGGCGGCAGAGAGCGGCUCCACAGACGCGGCCGCGACGGGUGGCAUGGCGCUCGACCAUGGGCCCAGGGGGUCAGGCUCAGGCGCAGCUGCGGACCAGGGGGCGCCUUUGCUGGACGUGGACGCGUCGGGGGCGCCGCGGGCCAGGAGUCCUGUGCGCAACCCCAUCACCGGCGCCGGCAUGCCCGACCCGACCUUCAAGCUGUCCAGCGGCCGGCAUGGCAUCGUGGCGGGCGACAGCUGGGGCAGCUACGACGUGUUCCGACACGAGUACACGGCGCCGCCCUCUGACGCUAGGUUCCGCCACCAGGAGGACCUCACAGAGCGCCGCGCCUUCAUCAGCGGCCACGGCCUCAGGCGCGUCCCCCUGCCGGCGAGGCAGGGCGUGUACGACCCGAUCAAGGGCACGUGGGUCGUGCCGCCCCGCGACGCGAGGUGCGUUAGGGGCCUGGAGUUUGCGCCCCGCGGCGCGGGAUCCUCCCCAGGCGGCGAGGCCGCCGCGCACGGCCGCGGCGAGCCGCCGCAGCGCGGCGCGCGGGGCGGCGAGGCGCGGGGGACGUUCAUUUUCGCGCGGCGCAACGGCGGCAGCCCUAGCGGCGGGCUGGUAUGA
This is a messenger RNA of Monoraphidium neglectum, 1305 nucleotides long. RefSeq lists its product as hypothetical. The transcript is spliced from 5 exons. The record is from RefSeq and is a predicted model, not a curated record. NCBI's taxonomy places the organism in Eukaryota, Viridiplantae, Chlorophyta, Chlorophyceae, Sphaeropleales, Selenastraceae. The coding region runs from base 1 to 1305 and encodes 434 amino acids.